GGGGGUUAAUGUUCCUGUUACUCGAUAGAUGUCGCCGAUUCUCCAAAAAUAUUCAGAUAACCUUCAAGUGAUUUUGUCAAUUGAAUUGAUAACAAGUUCAGAGUACGGCCUAGCCUCCUGAAAGUCCAAGUUGCCGUCUUCAGUACUUACUUCAAAAUGAAUUCUGUAAAUAGGAUUUUAAGUUUGGGUUCUGCAAUUCCGAAGAAUGCAAGAUUGAUCAGUACCAGUGGAGCAAAACUAAAUGCUGAAGAUGGCUGGCUGUCCAAGCUGUUGGUGCGGAAGAUAGAGCCUACGAAGGAGUCUCACAGUCGCAUGCUAAGUGACAAGGAGAUUGUAUAUGCGCUUCAUACGCACAACAUUAGACCGGACAGUGUAGAUAAAUAUUUGAAGAACUACAAAACUUCAUCAGAGUUUGUCCACUCUCACAAGGAAGACCUGGGAUGCGAGUUGGUAGGAUCAUGGACAGUGUCAGUCGGAGACAUGGACCAGGCGCUGCACCUCUGGCGUUACACUGGAGGGUUCGAGAAGAUAGACAAAGCAAAGACUUUAUUCAAGGAGUCCCCUGAAUACUCGGCUCUGGAAAAAGAACGUGGUGGCUACGUCCGCUCGAGGCACUUGCAGUACUUGCUCGCCUUCAGCUUCUGGCCCUCAGGAGAGCCUCGCGAGCCUAGCAACAUCUAUGAAAUACGGUCCUACAGCUUGAAGCCAGGCACCAUGAUCGAGUGGGGCAACAACUGGGCUCGCGGGCUGUCCUACAGGCGCGCGCAGAACGAGGCCUUCGCUGGAUACUUCUCACAGAUCGGCAGGCUUUACAAUGUUCAUCAUAUUUGGUGCUACAAGGACCUGCAGGCGCGGCGCGAGACGCGCGACCGCACGUGGCGCAACCCGGGCUGGGACGAGUGCGUGGCCUACACCGUGCCGCUCAUCCGCGAGAUGCACUGCCGCAUCCUCGAGCCCACGGAGUUCUCGCCCACCCAGUAAUGCCCUACCACCACAGAUUUACGAACAUGCCACCUGCACACCCCACUAACCGGGGGGUAACCGGUUUAACCUGGAGUUACCAUCGUUACCAGUACAAUUUGAUACUGGGUUAACGGUUUAAACGGUUAAGCCCGAAUUAGUGGGAUGGUGCCAGUGGCGCUAAGAAGAUUAAAAACAUUGGAGUUUGUACGUAAAAUUAACAUUUGAGGCACGGAAAUAUGACGUUAAUUAUGUAUUAGAAAAAAAGGAACUGGAUGGCGCUGUUCGGCAUUAUUUACAUUAGCCGUGAAAGUCGAAGCAUUCACUCUAAAGAUAGAGGAAAGUGACAUAGGUUAAUAAACUCAGCCCUAACAUUUAUUUCUAAAUGCAACCUCCAUUGUUAUUACAAGCUUCUUGGUAUACUAUGUAGAACGUUAGGCAUAACUACAAAUGAUUAGUUAACUGGAGUCUGGUAUCGUUACAAACAACUGAAUCAAUAGGCGGGUCCACACAGAGCGAGCAUACGCGCGAGGCAAUUUCCUAGCGCACACUACGGCCAGUGUAGACUCCUCGAGGCGGCGCGUGCGAUUACCUCGCCCGAGCGCUUGCUCUGUGUGGACCCUAUUCAGAAGAAUUAAGAGCAUACACUCCCAGAGCCACCUAGCUAUAAUACUGACCAUAAUUCUGCAUUAGUUCCGUUGUAUGUCGUAGCAAUUUUAUAGUAGAUUUGUAUUACAGUUCAAAAUUCAAGAUCAUUAAACAUAUCAGAACUAAAAAAUUAUCCAAGUCGACACUUUUUGCGUUCGAAAAAGCAUUUCAAGGCAUUUUUUCUCUGGCAAAAAUAGCAGUCGUCUUCGAGAAUAUAUUUACAUAUGUUUUUAAAUCUCUGGAUGUUUACCAACAGCUAUUUUGAUAUACUUUGUAGUUUACCGUCUUACUAAUACAUAUAAGUGACAUCAAAUGUUGUAAACAAGUGAUAGUUCUUAACAAAUUUGCAAACGAAUAUGAAUUGAUGCCUUUUUGGAGCCUAAACUUGUUAUUUCCAUUUUCCUUAUGCAUUUGAAACUAAACGAACCGAGCGUGGCUAGUCCUAAGGAUUCUGUUGUAAAUACUCGACCGAUUUUGAUCCUAUUUUUAUAACAAAAUACACACAAAUACCUUACUACUUCUACAAUAUCUAAGUUUAUCAAUUAACGCAAUUGCUCCAACUAUAGUUCUAAUGCUGUUCCAUUCUGUGUAAAUAAUAAAUAUUUUUAACACCGUACUGACGGAAAGAUCCUGCAGUUAUAAUGAAAUUAUGAGUCAGGAAUGCAGUUUGCAUUUUAUUUUUAUAAGAUAUACAGAUUACGUUUAAGUGCAAUUACUUGUUACUGUAAAUGAAAUCCUUGCUCUUUAUUUACUCUAAGCACAAUUACUUUUAUUAGAUAAUAGACGCAAACCUUUUUUUUUUUGUAUGUUUAUCUUUAGCCAUUAUGUAAAAUAUUAUUAAACGUCUUUUGACGAA
Cydia pomonella (codling moth) is the source of this 2464-nucleotide messenger RNA. It is a transcript of the gene Nipsnap, whose product is annotated as protein NipSnap. The record is from RefSeq and is a predicted model, not a curated record. NCBI's taxonomy places the organism in Eukaryota, Metazoa, Arthropoda, Insecta, Lepidoptera, Tortricidae. Gene Ontology annotation, cellular component: mitochondrion. The coding region runs from base 157 to 981 and encodes 274 amino acids. The transcript is spliced from 6 exons.